AUGGUUCAAGAAACAUCAUCAGACAGCAGCUCUGAUAAGGCAGAUCGGCCUUCUGGAGAGCUUACACAGCCCAAAGAUUAUGAAAAGCUUCUCACCAUUCUUUGGCCAGGCAUUGAAAUAUCUGUUAUGUUAGAGGCAUACAAGAAUUUUGACAGUGAGCUCUUGACUUCAAUCCACAACAAAGCUCGCUUAUACCUGACACAUCCUCAAAUUGGAAAAGUUUUGCUCAUGCAUGAAACUCCUGAACAGGAUGACGAAGGUUCUCAUGAAGCCACUGAAUCUUUGGAUGAACUUGUCCCGGUUAAGAUCAAGGAUUUGGAAAUCGGGAAGUGGAAUGAAUAUUGUGUGAUUUAUGGCGUACUGUGUGUUAAGCCCUUCAAAUUUGGAAGAAUCUACACUCUGCUGGAGGAGGUGGAUACUGGUAAUGCAGUGGCUCUUUCUAUUGUUUCUUCCGAUCCGUCAUCUAUUCAUCAAGGGUUUGCAGGAGAUAAAUAUCCUCAGGGUAUGAAAAUCGCUGUCAAGGAGCCUGUGCUUGUUCGAUCGGAGGGUGGGAUCGUAUUCAUUGUCCUUCGGAAUUCCUGGUGCAUUGAAGCUGUACACAGGCUUCCUGAUCCACAAAUCGAUGAAAGAAAAAUCAACGAGUGGAUAAUCAGGGGAAAUGCUUCUUGGCAGGCAAAAGACUGGGAGAAAUGUAGAAGAUUUAAUACCAAGACUCUACUCUGUGUUUCGAGAAGCGAGAAUGAAUAUCCAAAAAAUUUUCGUCUGUUGUACAAUCAAAGAUGGUCGGCAAAUAUUAUGCUUGGCCGAUACACCGAAGCGCUUCAAGAUGCAGAAUGGAUAUGCCGUAACAGCGGCCCUUCCGAAAGCAAUGGAAUCCAGUUCAAAAUUCAGUCUCUUUUAUCUGUCGGAAGAUACAAGGACGCAUUUCGUUUCUUUCAGAUCUCAUGUGCUUCCCUGAAAGAAAAGGAGCAGAUCUUUACUCGAACUUACAGAAAAUGGAGUUUAAAGUAUGCAUACGGUCAUGAAUUUGUACCGGAUGGGGGUUUCAUUGGGCCAGUGGAGAUCAGAAUGACAAGCAAUGGAAGCGGCAGGGGUUUAUUUGCAACAGAGGAUGUUCAGACAGGUGAGACAUUGUUGCUAAGCGAGCCUUUGGCAGUCUCUCGCAAGGCUUUGCAGGAUCCCAUUCGAAAUGGCCUGAUUCAAAAUGUGAAAAAUGCGCUGGUCUCAAAUGGAGAAAAGACUCUGCAAAUCUUUCUUUCCCAUGGUAGCUGCAAGCAGAUUCCGAAUAUGCUGGAUUUCUUCCAAGAGAAGAGUCCGAAACCCUCAGAGAAGCUUCGUGAAAAAUUAGCUGGGAAGGACGAUGAAAUUCGUCAAAUAAUAGAACGCAUUGCGUUGGAUGACAGGUCUCUUGAUUUGAUGACAGAAAAACAAGAGGAUUCGGCGAUGUGGAACCUUGUUCCAGAAAGACUGUAUUAUGGGGUAUGGCUGCUUCCCUCCUUCAUCAACCAUUCCUGUGUGCCUAACGCUGCAAGAAAGACCGACAAAGAAAUCAUGUCGAUCCAUGCAACCAAGCGCAUUCAAAAGGGGGAAGAGAUCACCAUUCCCUAUUUUGAGGUUUUAGUCCCAUUUCCUUAUCGGCAAAAGUACUGCAAAGCCUUCGGCUUCGACUGUAUCUGCAAGCGAUGCGAGUUGGAGAAAAGAUUUCUGGAUUUUGAGUCGAAAGGAUGCAAAUCCAAGAUAAUUUAUGACAACUACAGCAAUGCGUGCAAAUCCAAGAUCCAAGACCGGCCUAUUCAAUUGGAGAAGCUUGUUAAUCAAGUGGAAAAAUAUUUGUGUGUUUUGAGGCAGAGACAGAGCAUUGAGCUGGGUGAAAAUGGUGAAGCCUGGAUUCGUUCCUCUUUCAUGGCUACCUAUUUGGCCCGUAUUUCUUGCAGAAGAAAGAGAGUUGCAGUAAAGGCACCAUCAAAAACAGAGGAGGAAACUUUAUUUACAGUGGCACGGGCCAUACGUGAAACUUGCCCUGGGGAUGUUGAUUAUCUCACAUUUUGCGAAUCUCUCCGCUUCAUAUAUUCAAAUAAGCGCUUGUACACUGAAUCGCGUUCGUCUAUGGAGACGAAAAUGGCACUUGUGGAAUGUUCAGAAUCUGCUGGCGAGCUCAUGAAGGAGGCAUUUCUUUCUGUAUUUGCACAACAGUUGGAAGAUUAUGAAGGGCCUGAUGGGACAGUCGUUGAUGAUAAUUCCUAG
Cryptomeria japonica (Japanese cedar) is the source of this 2244-nucleotide messenger RNA. RefSeq lists its product as uncharacterized. The coding region runs from base 1 to 2244 and encodes 747 amino acids. The record is from RefSeq and is a predicted model, not a curated record. Gene Ontology annotation, molecular function: protein binding. Lineage: Eukaryota; Viridiplantae; Streptophyta; Pinopsida; Cupressales; Cupressaceae. The transcript has a single exon.